AUGGAGCCCAAAGAGUCCCAAGACGACUCGACUGGAGCUAAGCUCACACGGGGUCACAUCCUCGAAAAGCUAGACCUUGUGGCAGCGCCGUCUCGGGCCCCGAAAAAGGUCAUCGCCAAGGCGUAUGACCUUACCAGUAUCGAGCUCUUCAUGCUCGGUGACCUUGCUGUACCAUGGGCGAGGAUCGAGGGCGACGCGAAAGAAGAGUCCCUGACCACGGAGAUGCUUGAGAACUUUCUCAAGGCGGUUUUCAAGUCGUGGGACAGCACAAACGGCGCCCCCAACAUCCAAGAGAAACCGGCAGCGAGGAACAAGCGCGAGAUGUCGGUCCCGGUUGGAACGUGGGCAAACGACGCCCCAGAGUCGAUUUCCAACGAGAAAAAGCGAAAGCAAGAGGGCUUCGACGAGUCAUCGAUAAAGGAGGCCAAGGCUCGCAAACUCGGUGCCUCCGCCUGGUUAGCGGUGUCGACCGAACACCCAGAGGUCGUCAAGUUCGAAUUCCGCGACGAUAGCCAGCGAAUGGUCUCUCAGAACAAGGUCAAGGUCAAAUAUCGCUCAGACACAACCUAUGAGAGCGCCCAGAUCCAGGCCAUGCGGAUUUUCGACCAGGCCGAGGCAGCCCGAGCUGAAGAGUUCAACAAAAAACUGCGCCUCAAUCUGGCUCGCAACCAGAUUGUGGCCUUCGCAAAGAACGGGAAUGGCCCAGAGAAUUCACCCUCUCCUUUGAUCGCCGCCGAACACCAGUUGGGCAAACGCCUCUUCGAGCCAAAGUUGUCGGGGCCACAGCUACCUACUUGA
Fusarium falciforme is the source of this 798-nucleotide messenger RNA. RefSeq lists its product as hypothetical. Bases 1 to 798 code for a protein of 265 amino acids. The transcript has a single exon. The record is from RefSeq and is a predicted model, not a curated record. NCBI's taxonomy places the organism in Eukaryota, Fungi, Ascomycota, Sordariomycetes, Hypocreales, Nectriaceae.